UGGCAACAAAGGUUAUAGUAUAGACAUGUGUCGCACACUGGGUAAUAACUUGUAAACAAGUAUUCUCGACGUAUAUUAGAAAAUUCAUAAAAUUGUCAAAAAGGAAAAAGAAAAUAUAUAAAAGAUAUUCAUAUCUUAUUACUGUUAUUCAACUUCUCAAUAUUGUUAAUGUUUGAAUUGAAUACUACGUUUACCUUUCAGUAUUAAAUUAAUUUAUAAAUAUUAGAGAAAAAAUGAGUGCCAAAGGUUGCCAUCAUUUGCAAGUUUUUAAGAAAAAUCAUUCUAAUUUGGAUAACCUAAAAUGGAUUCAUGCUGUUUUUGUUGUGACGGAUAGUCCAAGAAAUCGAAAAGCGAAGAUUUGUAAUGCUUAUUGCAGAACUUGUAGAAAGCGAGGCCCCUUAUUACAUGUUUGUCUAGAAUGUGUCUAUUUUGGUUGCCAUAAACAUAUAAGGGAUCAUACAAAGCAUCAAAAGCAUUUGAUGUCUAUGGAACUUUGUUAUGGGCAAAUACACUGUUCAUCUUGUAAUGAUUACAUCUAUGAUGCUCAAGUUGAUGAAAUAACUAUGCAAAAUAAGAUGCAAUCUAAAUUGUUUAGAAAAAGAUUAUUUGAAUGGACAUCUUGGGAUGCAACAGAAGAAGAAAAAGAAUUACUCCAUCACAGAACAAAGAAAAUUUGUAUAACUCCAGAAUCUACAAUAGGUUUGAGAGGGUUAUUAAACUUAGGAAAAACUUGUUUCGUCAAUUGCAUUAUACAAGCUUUAAUACAUACUCCGUUAUUAAGAGAUUAUUUUCUUACUGAAAGACAUAAAUGCAACACUGCAGCUGGUGCAUGUGUUGUCUGUGAAGUGUCCAAAAUUUUUCAGGAAUUUUACAGAGGAUCUCGGGUACCAUUAGCACUUCACAAAUUACUGCAUUUAACAUGGAUCCAUGCGACUCAUCUUGCUGGAUAUAAACAACAAGAUGCUCAUGAAUUUUUUAUAGAAACCCUAAACAUUCUUCAUAAACAUUGUUUGGAUAAUAUGCAAAAAAACAGUGAAGUUGUUCAAAUGGAAAAUGACAAAUGUCCCUGUAUUAUCGAUCAGAUUUUUACUGGUGGUCUACAAAGUGAUUUGGUGUGUAAAAAAUGCAAUGGUGUUUCUACUAAAAUUGAUCCAAUUUGGGAUUUUUCCUUGGAUUUGGGACCUGUAUCAGUUGGUGGCAGACAACCUUCUUCUCUACAUGAAUGUUUGGAAAGAUUCACAAGAACUGAAGUUUUGGAGCAAAUGGAGAAAAUAUUUUGUUCAAACUGUCAAUCUUAUGAAGAAUCAACAAAACAGUUUACAAUGAAAACCCUUCCUAUAGUCGUUAGUUUUCAUUUGAAACGUUUUCAGCACAUUAAUGAGGUUGAGAAAAAAAUAUCAACAGUCAUAUCAUUUCCAGAAAUGUUAGACAUGACACCUUUUAUGAGUCGAAGCAAAGAACAGUCGCCCUAUCCUAUUGACAAUAGAUAUUCUCUAUUUGCUGUUAUUAUUCACUUAGGUGCAACUAUUAACAUGGGUCACUACAUAGCCUAUGUAAGACAACAACAUGAUUAUUGGUACAAAUGUGAUGAUGAUGUCAUUAUGAGAGCGAAUUUAAAGGAAGUGCUUGGUUCAGAAGGGUAUCUCCUCUUCUAUCACAAGCACGUAUUGGGCUAUGAAUAAAAAUAUUUGUGAUGAGAAAGUGAUAUUAAGUACGUCUUCGCAGCUGAAUUAAUAGAGAAAAUGAGCCAAAAAUAUUGAUGAUAAAAUAUAAAUGUAGUCCAGUCAUUUGACGACAAUGUUGAAACAUAGCAAAAUAUUUGUAUUUUUUUUUAAUUUCUGUUUGUAUUGUUUUCAAAUCUGUUUAUGUCAGUUUUUCAGAGGUAUGCAUAUACCAUAUUUACCAAGUACCAUAUGAAUAUAUUAUAAAUACAGGGUCAUUCUAAUAUCUAGAAAUAGAAUAUUUUAAACAAAAAAUUAUAUGUAGUAACUUUACUACUUGGAAAUGUUAUAUGAAUUUCAUAUCUUAAAUUUCUUGGUCUUGGUAGUAUAAGUACAUAUUUUUUUAAUAUAUUUUUUAAAUUUGUGUUAAAUUUCGUCCAAAAUUAUUAGUAGAUUGUAAAAUGUUUUGUAUACAUUAAUUAAAAUAUUUACAUAUUUUUUUAUAUACAUAAUAAAAAAAAUUUCUUCUUAAAACCUUCAAAAUAUAUGUGGAAUUUAUAUGACUUUUAUUUAAAAAUAAUGUUUACCUAUUUGGAA
Diorhabda carinulata is the source of this 2258-nucleotide messenger RNA. It is a transcript of the gene not, whose product is annotated as ubiquitin carboxyl-terminal hydrolase nonstop. NCBI's taxonomy places the organism in Eukaryota, Metazoa, Arthropoda, Insecta, Coleoptera, Chrysomelidae. The record is from RefSeq and is a predicted model, not a curated record. The transcript has 7 exons. Gene Ontology annotation, biological process: protein deubiquitination. Bases 234 to 1682 code for a protein of 482 amino acids. Gene Ontology annotation, molecular function: zinc ion binding; cysteine-type deubiquitinase activity.